AUCCAUUCAUGAUAGGCUGACAGCAUCGGGGGUCAAAGGUCGGCGGUAGCUAUGAUUCUCCACAGACCAGCCAAACAUGGAGUCUAUCUUCCACGAAAAACAAGAAGGCUCUUUGUGUGCGCAGCACUGCCUGAACAACCUGCUGCAGGGAGAGUACUUCACUCCUGUUGAUCUGUCAUCUAUCGCACAACAGCUGGAUGAAGAGGAGAGGAUGAGGAUGGCUGAAGGUGGUUUGCUAAGUGAGGAGUACAGGACUUUUCUACAGCAACCUUCUGGAAACAUGGAUGACAGCGGCUUCUUUUCUAUUCAAGUGAUAAGUAACGCUCUAAGUGUUUGGGGUUUGGAGCUGAUCCUCUUCAACAGCCGCGAGUACCAGCAGCUAAUGAUAGACCCAAUAAAUGAAAAAGCCUUUAUAUGUAACUACAAAGAGCAUUGGUUUACAGUACGAAAACUGGGACAUCAGUGGUUUAAUUUGAACUCAUUGUUAACGGGACCAGAGCUGAUCUCAGAUACUUACCUUGCACUUUUCCUAGCACAAUUACAGCAAGAAGGCUAUUCGAUUUUUGUGAUUCGAGGGAAUUUGCCUGAAUGUGAAGCGGAUCAACUUUUGCAGAUAAUGAGAGUGGAACAACAGCAUCGACCAAAACUCAUAGGAGAGGAAGAAGCUCAGACAAGCGGGCAGAGGACCACUGUGCAACACGGAGUAGAGACACAACAUGGCAUGGAACAGGGUGUAGUAGAUGAGGAUGAUGAAGAGCUGAGAAAAGCAUUGGCUCUUAGCAGACAGGAUAUUGAAGUGGAGGAUGAGGAAGCGGAUCUGCGCAGAGCCAUACAGCUCAGUAUGCUGGGAGCUUCAGGGAGCAGCAACCCUAUAGUUCCCAAAGAGGGUAGUGCUGCAGUAGCUCCAAGUUCCACAGAAAGCACUACAGGUGGCCAGACAGAAAGCCUAACGGCAGAGGAGCUACGCAGGAGAAGACAAGCCUAUUUCGACAGGCAGUCCCAGCAACAAGCUCAAGCCACUUCUCCACAUCAGCAGGACACAAAAGCAUCUGGUGAAGAACAGAUCACUGGUAGUAAACACAGCCAGUGAACACAGAAGCUACAGGGAUCUAUUUCCAGAGCACUCUCGCAACCAACUACUAGCUGCCUGUCCAUCUGUUUAAAAGUGCAGCCUUUUCCCUCUAUAAACGGCUUCAGAUUGUGAAUGACAAGAAGGAGCAGAUGGCCAUUCACCAUUAACACACCGCUCUGUGGGUCCACUCAUUAAGAGUAUCACAUGGAUAUAACUAACAUUCACAUGGAAAAAUAAGCCUGUUCUUUCUUUAUAGUUGUAACUUUGCGAUGAUGAUGAUGAUUGGGGGGAGGGGGGGUUUAGAUGCCCUGUAUAGUUCUUUCAUGAUUAGGUAUGGUAUGGUAUAUCUAAAUGUAGUUAUAUAAUUUAAUAUAACUCCAAUGUUGUUUGAAUUAUACCUCAAAUAACAUUGAUCCAUCAUAGGUCAUAGAGCAGGCGUGGCCAGCGUAUUUAUCUGGUGAAUGAAAAAAUGUAAUUUGAACCUGAGGAAAAUAGAAAGGACAUUUAAAACCUUUCUUUAGGGUGCGGGAGCAACACAGGACCACUAGACCUGUUUGUGUUUACUAAGUGGACUACAUCUGGUCUUAGUGUUUUUUUGUUUUUGUUUUAUUUUUCCUUUGUGUGCCAGGCACAGCUUGAGGGACCUGUUCUGUAUAAAUUCUAAUGCACUACCUGUCUUAGGUGGGAUAGUGUUCAAGGGCUGUUUGAGGGGGUUGAGCUCUUCUCAAUAAUACACAUUUCUUUGUUUAGGUGUACCUUUUUUAAUUAUAUCUGAAGAAGUCAGCAAGUCAAAUUAUGUAUACACCUGAAGUUGAACUAUGGCCUUCCAAAACAAUGCUUAAUGUCUAUAAGAGACUACAGGAAGGGACAGUGUUUGUACUGUAUGGACAUAUAACAGAUACUUCUGUUCAUUCUUCAACAGCCUUUUGUUAGUCUUGUGUGUUUUGUUUUUUGUUUCUGUAUGCACCAAGCUCCCAUAGAGAGCACACCUGUUAAAGGAUAAUCUGCAUUAAUCACUGGAAUAUAAGUAUACAGUGUAUUGGGUUGUCCAGUAUGUUCUGGUAUGAUAUUUUCAAAUAGAAUGCGCUUUUUUUUUUUUUUUCCUCUCAAACACAAGAUCACAAAAGGCAAGAACUUAUUUUGCCUCAUAAUCAACAACAUUCUUUGUUCUUUGAUUUUUUUUUUUUUUUUUUUUUUUUUUAAUUCUAUGCACGACGAAAUUAGCAUGCCAUUAUUUGAGCUCACAAUCCUCGAAAUUUCUUGAGUUGAUUCUCAAAGGAGAGGAACAGAUGAUCACCCAGAGACACAAGAUUAAGUUUGUAAUGGUGAAUGUGGUGGAACUUCUCAACCAAACAA
Molecule: messenger RNA, 2428 nt
Organism: Hemibagrus wyckioides
Lineage: Eukaryota; Metazoa; Chordata; Actinopteri; Siluriformes; Bagridae
Gene: atxn3
Product: ataxin 3
Exons: 11
Coding region: 77-1090 (337 amino acids)
Biological process (GO): protein deubiquitination
Cellular component (GO): nucleus
Molecular function (GO): cysteine-type deubiquitinase activity
Source: RefSeq, a predicted model, not a curated record